GUGACGACGCCUCCUCGGUGCACCUGUCGUCUGCCUUCCACGAUGAGCGAACAGCUAAUAACCUGUGAGUUAACUGGGGUAACCGCUCUGGAUAACGAGGAACUCAAGAUGAGCCAAAAGACAGAGACGAUGAAGGAGCAGCCCAUUUUCUCGGUGCUGAGCGACGGACUGAAGCAGCAGCCCUCGCCGGCCCAGGCAGCCUCCCCCGUCGCGACCACCUCCGACACCGAGUCAGGGAUCUUCUCCGGGGAAUGUGAGACCUGUGUGGAGCACGAGAGCGAGCUGGACUGGUUCUGUUGUAGCGAGCGCAAGUUGAUCUGCUCCCACUGCGCUAUAGUCGGGUCCUGUCACGGACACACCGUGACCCCACUGGCCACCAGAGUCACGACAGUCAGGAACCAACUGGUGGACGUGUGCGAGAAGAUACAGCUGCAGGCUCUGAGGAUAGAACGAUUUAUUGACCAGACACUGAACGACAAAGAGCAAAAGCUACAGGCAGCAGCGAGCCGUGCAAGGGAGCAAGUGGUGGCUCAAGUGACGGCUGCCCGUGAAGCCCUGGAGGAAGAGGAGCAGCGUCUCCUGGAGGAAGUGCACAGGGAGGAAGAGCGGGUGGAGCAGUGUCUCCUCACCCAGAGAGCCCACUGGAAACAAGCGCUGUCCAGUUUGUCCAACACGCGGACACGGCUGGUGCACACGUUGACGCACACUCCGGACGCACAGCUCGUGAUAAGUGGCCAGGAAAUCGCUGAAAGAGUGGAGGAGGCAGAGGGGGUCGGUGAGCCUCAUGACACGGACCAGCUCAGCAUGAGGCCGGGCUGCAGUGACAGUAAGCUUCUGAGAGGACUGUGGGCCACAGCCAUCCUGCAGGGACCAAACGCUCAUGGCUCCAUGUUUCUGAAGUUCGACCAGCGCACAGUCAGCCCACUCCUCGCCCUGUCUGAUGACCAUUACACCGUGACCUUUGUCAACAAAAAAGCCAACUCUUCCAUGCCCUACGACCCGGCUCGCUUCGACUGUUGGCCCAACGCUCUUGGUUCCUUAUCCCUGUCGUGCGGCACUCACUGCUGGGUGGUGGACGUGGGUAAAAGUGGCGCCUUCAAGAUCGGAGUCUGCUAUGCCAGCAUGCAUCGCAAAGGCUCUGGGGUGGAGGCUCGACUGGGCUACAAUGCCGAGUCCUGGGUUCUGAGCCAGUACGCCGGCGAGUAUUCUUUCUGCCACAAUGGGAAGAAACUCCCGCUGCCGAUUGUGAAGCAUCCUCAGAAGAUCGGCGUGCUGCUGGAUUGGCCCAGUGAGACCUUGUUAUUCUAUGAACUGGAUUCCAGUGCUGUCCUCUACUCCCUCACACAUCGCUUCAGCGCCCCCCUGCUGCCGGCGUUUGCUGUGACUGACCGCAGCAUCACCAUACUGCACUGACUUUUACUGCUAAACAAAGGCAAUAUGACAAUAUUUUAUCCAGAGAACGUCUGGGUUAUUAUUUUCUUUUUUUCCAAAGCUGCCAAUUGAUGAUCUGAGAGCAUGAUGCAUCUUCUUUGGGAAUAUUGUCCUUUUUCUGCAUCUAUAAUGUAUUAUUUAAAACAUGUCUUUCUGAAUUAGUGGGAUUUUCUCAAAAUCACAAUUUUUUGUCAUAUUUUUGUAUGUUUCCUCAAUAUAUUAUUUACUUGCAGGGCAUUUUUCCUAUUAAUUUUCCAAAUGAAUAUCCUGUUUAUUUAAUGUCACUUUUUCUGGUUUGUUAAUUAAGUGCAUUUCAUACGCAUCUGCUUCACCAAUUACCUGUGCCAACUGUGUUUAAACGGACGUACAAAGAAGACAAAGAACGUUUUCUUCAGUCAAGGCGAAAUUAUUUCAUUUAAAUCGAUGGGUUGUCAGUGACAAAUUGAUGGUCUAUUUUUAAGAUUGCUAUGUUGAUCCAUGUCUAAACUACAAAACUGUAAUUAGUUUUUAAGACUUUUAACUAUUUACGAAUACUUGUCACUAUUUCACUCUUUCAACUGAGGAAGUUUCAUUGUUACUGCUUUACAGCAGUGCGAAAUUGGUUUUCCUCUUUGCCAAGUUUAGUUCGUCUUGUCUCUCUGUUGCACACUUGGAUGAUCAGGCCACAGUUUUAUGAAGGUUGUGCCACCACGCAUGUUUUACAGGUUGAACAUUUACUUUUUUUUUAUAUUGUCAUACUGUAACUCUUCAUUAUAUGUAUUCUCAUUUAGAAUAAUAACAAUAGAUUGCAGAGAAAUCGACUCCAGUUUCAAAGUGUGCAUCACUUCAGGAAAAAAAAUGCACUGUGAUGUUCAUGUUCUAUUUUACAAAUAAAAGUUUAUGGAGCGCCAAUAAUUGAGUAAUCAAGGCCUUGAGAUACUAUAAUUAUUAUGCUGAAGUGAGGUUGCGAAAUAAGCAUAUAGAAUAUAAUGUACGUGUUGAUAAGUAUGUAUAUCAUGAAU
This is a messenger RNA of Synchiropus splendidus (mandarinfish), 2432 nucleotides long. RefSeq names its product B-box and SPRY domain containing (gene bspry). NCBI's taxonomy places the organism in Eukaryota, Metazoa, Chordata, Actinopteri, Syngnathiformes, Callionymidae. Bases 43 to 1413 code for a protein of 456 amino acids. Gene Ontology annotation, molecular function: protein binding. The transcript has 6 exons. The record is from RefSeq and is a predicted model, not a curated record.